Molecule: messenger RNA, 297 nt
Organism: Aspergillus fumigatus Af293
Lineage: Eukaryota; Fungi; Ascomycota; Eurotiomycetes; Eurotiales; Aspergillaceae
Exons: 2
Coding region: 1-297 (98 amino acids)
Source: RefSeq, a predicted model, not a curated record
AUGUGCAAUUCUCAUACAUUCGCGAUACCGAGGGAUCAGCUGACAGAUCUCCAGCAGUUGUUCGGCUUCAUCGUGAACCUUGGUGCCAGCUCCUCCCCGUACUGGGUGGUGUGCAUUCAUGUUUCCCACUACCAUAGGGUCGGCUCUGCGCUGCCGCUGAAAGUUGGCAUCGAUCGGUUCCGCUCAUCACAUGAUGGGAUCAUUGAUGCCAAGACCCCAGGGAGCAGGCAGACAGAGAAGGAGAAUGUAGAUCCUGAUGGGUUGGCAGCUGUGACGAUUCAACAAGCCAAUGUGUAA